GGGGAUCCACUAUAGCGCAACACUCCUCCUCUACUUAUCCCUCCCUCACCCUCCUUCACUCCCUCUCUCUCUCUCUCCCUCUGUAGCAGACCGUCCGCGCCGCUUGGCUCCGCACAGCUCCCUCAACUCAUUCGCUGCUGCUGACACCACCGCUCACCACUCGCUUCCCUCUUCUUCUCCUUGCCUUUGCUCCGCUCUGUGCCCGCCUGCCCGCCUCCUGCCCUGAGAAUGGUCCAGCCGGUGCCUGGGGGUCUGCUGUCGGGGCCUGUCUGAACAUACGCAUAAACAGUUCCAGACUAGCCGAAGCGCAGCAGCAACCACACACACAAGUCGGAAAGCAAUGUGAGAGAGGAAGUGCCUUCCCUGAUGUCUGCUGCAGCUUUGACCUGCUUCUCCAGCUGAAGCUCCACCCUCCCCCCUGCCUCGCUCGCUUGCUGCCGCGGUAACCUGAAUCCAAGGACAGUGGCCACACCUUCAUCUCUGUCCCCCAGUCCAUCUCCAGCUUGUCCUCACCGACCGGUCCUGCUGCCAAGUGCUCUCCACUGAACAGCCUUACAGCCCCACCCCAGCCCGCACAGUCUCACCCACCUGCCUUUAACUUUGACCCAUAGGCCUCCAUUCAGUCCUCAGUGCCCUUAACCUUCCUGUGGCGGGCUACACACAGACUAUCACCUUUGUUGCCUGCUUCACUGCACCUAACUGAGGGCUCCUGUUUGACACAUUGUAUAAGCUUCCAUCACUAAAAUAAAAGUGAGGUCAGAAAAGGCACCAACGUGUUGAUAAUCUAAGGACUUCAUCCGUGGCUCUGUCAGGACAAUGCCCCAAUAGCAUUCACAGCUAACAGUGUCCUUUAUCAUUUCCCUCUCGACGAGGAGCUCUCUCAAUCAAAAGAACCUUUGCUUGAAUGUUUCAUUUCACCAUUACAGGCAACAACAAGAGAAAAACCGUGGAUUAAAACUCUCAAGGUACUUUAUUCACAUUUGAACAGCUAGGAAAAGUUUUGUGCUUUUGUUGCCAUGGCAAUGAACAUAGCACACAUUCGCGACACCAAGUGGCUGACCCUGGAGGUAUGCAGAGAGUUUCAGAGGGGCACAUGUUCACGCUCAGACCAGGAGUGCAAGUUUGCCCACCCGGCCAAGAGUUGCCAGGUGGACAACGGACGAGUCAUCGCCUGUUUUGAUUCCCUUAAGGGUCGCUGUUCUAGGGAGAACUGCAAGUACCUGCAUCCUCCUCCUCACCUAAAAACCCAACUGGAGAUCAAUGGGCGCAACAACCUGAUCCAGCAGAAGAACAUGGCCAUGCUGGCACAGCAGAUGCAGCUGGCUAAUGCCAUGAUGCCCGGCACACAGCUCCCUCCGAUGCCCAUGUUCUCUGUCACACCCGGUCUGGCGACCAAUGCUAGCGCCGCAGCGGCCGCAGCUGCUGCAGCCUUUAAUCCCUAUCUGAGCCCUGUGUCCCCCGGCCUGAUGCCUCCUGAGAUCUUGCCCAGCACCCCAGUCCUCAUGGCCUCUAGCCCCACGGUCAGCCAGGUGCCCAACGCUGCGGCCGCUGCAGCCCAGAAACUGCUGAGGACGGACAGACUCGAGGUUUGUCGAGAGUACCAGAGAGGCAACUGCUCACGGGGAGAGAAUGACUGUCGCUUCGCCCACCCUGCAGACAGCACCAUGAUCGACACCAAUGACAACACCGUCACCGUGUGCAUGGACUACAUCAAGGGCCGCUGCACCAGGGAAAAAUGCAAGUACUUCCACCCCCCGGCCCAUCUGCAGGCCAAAAUCAAGGCCACGCAGCACCAGGUGAACCAAGCCACAGCCGCCGCAGCCAUGGUGAGCAGUCUGAACACACCUCAACACCCCACAUAUGUUGCAGCUUAAGCAGGCAUCAGUUAGGUUAAUUUUGUAUCUUGUGGCUUUAUACAGAUUGUCCUCUGGUUUUUCAGUUCUGCUUUUUUAGUGGAAAAUCUGCAUGUUUUUGGGUUAAAUCUGCACAGAGAAGGAUGGCGUGAGGAAGGAUCAGGCCAUUUUACUCCACUUUAAAUAUUUGUUGUUUGGGUGGUGUGAAUGCCAUGUUCCUUGUUCAUCUCAUCCUUUAACACAAGGGAGAGCCAGUUCCUCACCACUUUAUUUGUGACACCAUUGUUUCUGCACUUCCUACUUCUUACUUCUCUUCCUCUUGACAUUUUGAAGCAGGACUGAUUGUGCACAGUAUAAAGUACAACAAUAGUACAGCAGCAGUAUCUGUCCGCCGAUCCAAGUACUUUCAAGUAUUAUAAGUAUUUUCCAGUAUGUGCCAGGCAGAGCUUUGGGGUGAAUCAUUGUAAUGUGACACUGACUUUGAUACGCAGUGUAUAUUUAUAUAUCUUUCUGUCCACUGUGACUACUUAUUUUCACCGCUAUAUUUAUCCAUUUUCUGUGUGACUAUAACUAAUGUAGAAUGUAGCUACCACUGAUAAUUUUAACUGUUGAGCAGUAGAGCUAUAGCGUUCACAUUGUGCAUGCCUUAGUCCUGUUAUCCCCUCUGUAUAUUGCAUUCCAAUGAUUUGUUUUUUUAUUUGUUUUUGUUUUUUUCUCACCUAUACCCAAACUGCACUGCUGCCCCCAUGAUGCACCUCUGCUUGCUGGUUUAUGUUAAUGCGCUUGAACCCCAUUGGCCCAUUGCCAUCAUGUGCUCGCUGCCUGCUAAUUAAGACUCAGUCGGCUGUCAAAUCACUGAAGCGACCCCUCGACGCAACCUUUGACCUGGUACUAUGACCUUUCACCUUUUAGCUUGGCAUGUGGCUUUGUUGUUGUGCAGUAUUUUUAUUAACCAAAGAUACUUGGCUCUUUUUGUUUGUCGUUGUGUCGGUGCUAAAUGUAUUUCCUCCUGUCAAUCUGUCAUUAUUGCUUGUGAUGAAAUGAUGGUGGCCUCUUUGGAAUCCAGUGAUAACUGACUUCUAGCAUAAAACGUUUUGCUAUAAUCUUCUGAUGUGGACACAAUCAGUUCAUCACCUAAAGCCUUUAACAAACGUCAGUAAGGGCUAGGGAAGUAGAGCUUUUACAAUGGUGGCAUGGCUUAAGUCUUACUGUCCGUCCUGUAAGUCAGUGCUCAGUGUUGUAAGCUGCUCAAUCAGAAGUGUGCAUGUUUAUGUUGCAAAUGCAUAAAUAUGGAAAAGGGUGGGGCUAAGAGGAACGGUCUAUCAGACCAUUAGAGGUGAUUGCAGUUCAAAUGAUA
Molecule: messenger RNA, 3210 nt
Organism: Boleophthalmus pectinirostris (great blue-spotted mudskipper)
Lineage: Eukaryota; Metazoa; Chordata; Actinopteri; Gobiiformes; Gobiidae
Product: muscleblind-like protein 1
Exons: 5
Coding region: 1017-1874 (285 amino acids)
Molecular function (GO): metal ion binding
Source: RefSeq, a predicted model, not a curated record